GUCUAGCUCAAGUUCCGAAUCUACCAAGUCGAGCUCAGGGUACAUGCUCGUCCUUGUCUUCACGCACGUCAGUACUAUCUCCACGUCCGACAUGUCCGUCUCGGGCCUUUGCCCACCGACGAUACAAUUCAACUGCCUUCUAUCCAAUUGAAUGUACCUACAUUCACUAGUUCCUCUGACUGAAUCCAAGGUUCCAACACAAGUCUUACGCCCGGUGGGCGAGCCCCCACUGUCUGUCGCCGACAUACGAAUCAUUUUCCGCAACAUUUCCGAAUUAGCUGUUCUUCUGACAUGCUUGUGUCAAAGCUUGAGACAGCGAUUGAAGAAGGAGGCAAAGGCGGUGGCGAAGUUUUCCUGGAGGUGGUACCCCUCUUUGCGCCCCCAUACACGACUUAUAUCACCGCGCACCCUCGCGCACCUCGCACACAUCGACGCCCUCAGCACACCACCGCAGCUCACGCCUCAAUUCUCGCGGUGGCUCAAGGAAAGCAAAGAACUUGUUGAAGCGCACACGCAUGCUUGGGACCUACCGAGUUUGUUAAUCAAGCCGGUUCAAGAUUGCUAAAGUACGGGUUGUUGCUGGGCGCUGUGAUCAGU
Molecule: messenger RNA, 597 nt
Organism: Suillus subaureus
Lineage: Eukaryota; Fungi; Basidiomycota; Agaricomycetes; Boletales; Suillaceae
Exons: 3
Coding region: 152-565 (137 amino acids)
Source: RefSeq, a predicted model, not a curated record